Syzygium oleosum is the source of this 1459-nucleotide messenger RNA. Its product is annotated as protein XRI1. Lineage: Eukaryota; Viridiplantae; Streptophyta; Magnoliopsida; Myrtales; Myrtaceae. Gene Ontology annotation, biological process: male meiotic nuclear division; female meiotic nuclear division. The record is from RefSeq and is a predicted model, not a curated record.
ACCGAGAGAUGGAGAGAGAAAGAGGGGGUCGUCUUUGUUUGUUGUAAAUUUAAUUUUUAUUUUUUUUUUUUGGUUUUGGUGGUGGUGGUGGUGCGGGUUCGCUUUUCUUCUUCUCCGCAGCACGCAUCUCAAGCGAAGCGAGGCCUCCUCCGAACAGUUGUGUCUGUACAUCAUCACGUCCCAACACCCCCCCCGGCCUUAUAUAUGCGCGAGCCCGCCGGAGGCGACGCCAGCAGACGAAUCGAUCUCCUCGCCACUGCAACGGCUAACUUGCAGAUUCGUCGGCUCGCGCAAAUGGACUGCAACCACGACGAUAGUAGCAAGCCGUGGAAUUGGACCGAGGAAAAUUGUUUCGAGCAAGAUAUGAAUUUCGAUGCAUCUCAGUGCUUGUGGACUGAAGUGGCUCAGAAUGAGGAAGAUCUUUCUUACAUGUUUGACGAAACAACACCGGUCAAGGCCUGUGGGGAUUUGGGUUACCAAGUAAUGGGGAGUGGUGAGACGAGCAAGGAAGCUGGACAAGGUAAGGAGCCUUGCUCGCAAGUGAAGAGGCGACGCAUGCUGCAGUUUGAUGCUCAUGCUGUGGACCCUUCUCUUCGCUGUGAAGAGUUGUCAUCUGGCUUCCUGAAAUCUGAUGGAUCUGAGAGAGAAGACUCGGCUGAGGAGGUUUUUUCUGAACAAUCACAGUGGAUUCCUAGACAGUCAGGCUCUGGCUGCGAUGGUAUCGAUCCGUUAACUGAUGGAUGGCUUGCUGAAUAUUUUAAUGAUCCCGAGAUGCAUUUUCCUAAUGAGGGGAACUGCUCUGGGGCGUCCGAUGUUCAAAUAGAUGUUUCAGAGUUCUGGAGUGAUCAGCCCGAGACCGCAACCAAUAGGGUCCAACAGCGUGUCGCUCGAACUCCUCAGAAAGUGGUUUUUAAAGGUAGGAGGUCUUACAUAAGGACUCCCACCAAGUUAGCUUCUUCAGUUGCUUACCCAUUUGCCUUCGUUAAACCCUGCGGCGUUCAUGGUGAUGUCACUUUGAAGGACAUAAAUCAGAGAAUACGCACCCCUCCACCAUCAAAAACAAAACCGAAUGAUGAAGAUCCUGCAGCUUAUCCUACCUCUGCCUUUUCUGGGAAACCUGUGGUUGGAAAGACAAAAAUUCGUACCGAAGGUGGAAAAGGAAGCAUAACCAUUAUGAGGACCAAAGGUUGAAAGCGCAUUGUCUCUUUUAUCAGCGAGUUCUUCAGGCCCUUUUCUCGUCUCCCAAUGUUUCUUGGGUUUUGAGUUUUUGUAAUUACCCAGGGGGGCCUUCGGGUAUAGAAGUAGAUAAUGCGAUUCUUUUGUUGUUCUUGGACAUCAUAAAUCAUGUUGCCAUAGUAAGCAGUGUUCUAGUAAUCCAAUGCCUUUCAUCUUGUAUAUCAUGACUCUGAAUCAAGAUUGUACUGUGAAUCAUUUCAUCAUGUGAUUUCUAUUUAGCUUA